This is a messenger RNA of Morus notabilis, 551 nucleotides long. RefSeq names its product 40S ribosomal protein S21-2. Gene Ontology annotation, cellular component: ribosome; cytosolic small ribosomal subunit. The coding region runs from base 98 to 346 and encodes 82 amino acids. The transcript has 3 exons. Gene Ontology annotation, biological process: endonucleolytic cleavage in ITS1 to separate SSU-rRNA from 5.8S rRNA and LSU-rRNA from tricistronic rRNA transcript (SSU-rRNA, 5.8S rRNA, LSU-rRNA); translation; endonucleolytic cleavage to generate mature 3'-end of SSU-rRNA from (SSU-rRNA, 5.8S rRNA, LSU-rRNA). The record is from RefSeq and is a predicted model, not a curated record. Gene Ontology annotation, molecular function: structural constituent of ribosome. Lineage: Eukaryota; Viridiplantae; Streptophyta; Magnoliopsida; Rosales; Moraceae.
UUAAUUCUCUGCUUCGCAGAGAAAAAACCCUAGCUAUUUGCCUCUUUCGCACUCUCUCUCUACUCUCGUUGACGAGGAACUCCAUUAACUCGCCAAGAUGCAGAACGAAGAGGGAGUCAUCACCGAGCUUUACAUCCCCAGAAAAUGCUCUGCGACAAACAGGCUCAUCACUUCAAAGGACCACGCCUCGGUCCAGAUUAACGUUGGCCAUCUCGAUGAGAACGGCAUCUACACUGGCCAGUUCUCCACCUUCGCUCUCUGCGGUUUCGUCCGUGCUCAGGGAGAUGCUGACAGUGCGCUUGACAGGCUCUGGCAAAAGAAGAAGACCGAAAUCAAACAGCAGUAGGGAAGACAAGCCUGUUAUUUUCUAUAGAGUGAAAAUGGUUGGAUUAGUACCGUGUUGAGUUUUUUUGUUUUAAAUUGUUUAGUCGUGAACACUGAAAUUAGUUUUUUGCAACUAUUUCCGUUUUGGUAAUGUUAUGCGUUUCGGGUUGAUUCUAAGACUACUAAAUCGUUGAAAACAUUUUCGAACUACUUUUUUCUGCCUCGUA